UUCCUGCUCUCUCCGUCUCGUCUCCUGCAACUGUUCGCAACGUUGUACGUAUCUGUGAAAGAGUUGCGUCUCUCGUGUCUAUCAGGACUAUAUUUUAUUGUAGAAGACAUUGUAGAAUAUGACUCCUCCAACGUACAACGACCUAGGAAAGAGUGCCCGUGAUGUAUUUGGUCAAGGCUAUCACUUUGGUCUGUUUAAACUGGAUGUGAAAACUAAGACUAACUCUGAUGUAGAGUUCUGUUGUGGUGGUGUGUCCAAUCAGGACACCGGAAAGGUGUUUGGUAACUUGGAAACUAAAUACAAGUUCAAGGAAUAUGGAUUAACGUUUAGUGAAAAAUGGAAUACUGACAAUACUCUCGGGACCGAAGUCACUCUUGCCAAUAAAUUACUCAAUGGUCUCACAGUUGGCUACAGCUGUACUUUCUCCCCACAAACCGGUUCCAAAACCGGAAAACUGAAGAGUACUUACAAACAUGAAAAUGUAUCUGCGACUGCUGACUUUGAUCUUAGUUUAUCUGCUGGACCUUUAAUUUAUGCCUCGACUGUCGUAGGUUAUCAAGGAUGGUUGGGCGGUUAUCAGGCAUCCUUUGACUCACAGAGAAACAAACUCACAAGGAAUAAUUUUGCUCUUGGAUUUACUGCUUCUGAUUUUACCCUUCAUAGCGCCGUGGAUAAUGGUCGUGAGUUUAAUAGCUCCAUUUAUCAUAAAAUAAAACCGGAUUUGGAAGGAGCAAUCAAUUUGGUAUACAAUUCCACUAAUAAUGUAACACAAUUUGGUAUUGGCGCAAAGUAUAAUCUUGAUAAUGAUGCUAGCCUUAGAGCCAAAGUGAAUUCUAAUCUUCAAAUAGGUUUGGGAUAUCAACAAAAAUUGCGGAAUGGUGUAACUUUGACACUUUCUACAAACAUUGAUGGGAAGAACUUUGGCUCUGGUGGCCACAAAUAUGGCGUUGCAUUAGAUCUUCAGGCAUAAAUACGUAUCUUAUAAAGUAAUGCUUAUUACUUCAAAAAAAAGCAAAAAAUUUAUCCCAUAAUAAAUAUUUUAUGACCUUCGUGUCAUAAAAAAAUCGGCGUGACAGUACAUGCUUCAAAUAAAGUAUAUCUAUAAUAUGUAGAUAGAUUGAUCCUUGAAUAGAUUCCACAAAAUAUCAUUUGAGAUUAAUUGACAAACACGUUAAUUUAUAUUAUACAUAAUUAUGAUCAUGAAUCAGUAACAUUCAUUUUUAUCAGUAUCAUUAUAAACAAUAUGAAAUCGCAAUUACGCAUACAAGUUUGUACUGUCGUAUUGGAGUUCUACACGCAAUUUUUUUGUUAGUCCUGUUAAAAUCCUUUUUAUCAAAAUCGAAAGUUACAUUGAAGUACAUACAUUAUUCUAUAUAAUGUAAAAUAAAACGAAAAAGAAAAGGCAAUAGUAAAAAUGAUAAAAAUUUAAUAAUAGAUAAAAAGAAGGUAUUUGUGACAUGAACAAUUUUCUUUGCUUGCUUUGCAGACAGUAAAUAUAUUAAGAAUAUUUUUAUGUUAUACUUUUAUGUUAUUACUUUAUAUUUGCGAUUAUCACAUUUAUAUGUGAAAAAUAUAAUUUUCAAACAAUAUAAAAUAUUUUUAUGAAAUGUUAUAUUAUUUUAAUCAGAUAUCUAACUUUGUAAAUCACUAAUCUUAUCUCUUGCUGGAUAGGACCAGAUUAGAAUAUAUGACGUGCAUAUUUUAUGCAAUCAAAUAUUAAUAACGAUGCGAUUGAUUGAUAGUAAAUGUAUGCAAUUUUUUGAUUUGAUAUUGUCAUGUACUAAUAUAAAAAUAUGAUGCCUUCUCUAAUUCAUAUAAAUAAUGCAAUUAUUACUUGUAUAGAUUAUAAUUAGAACAUGCCAUUCUCUUGUUGGAAUAUCUAAUCCUUGUUAAGAAAUACUGCCAGUUUGGCUAAAUUAUGAUGUCCUCAGAUAUUAACCAAAAUAUACUCCUUUAUAAAACUUUCAUUUGUAGUCACAUAUAUAAAUAUUAAAUGAUAAUGAUCAUAUUUUCAAAAGACAUACGUACUGCAUAUAUGUAUUGCAUAUAUAAUUCCACUGCUUUAUUUUAUAUAGAAAAUAAUUGUUUGUGAGAUAAAAGCGGCUUUUACUCUCUUUGAUAAUUAUUAUUACCAAUUAUGUAUGGGUUCAGUAAAAAAUGUUUUA
This is a messenger RNA of Atta colombica, 2165 nucleotides long. RefSeq names its product voltage-dependent anion-selective channel-like. The transcript has 6 exons. Gene Ontology annotation, molecular function: voltage-gated monoatomic anion channel activity. Bases 119 to 970 code for a protein of 283 amino acids. Gene Ontology annotation, biological process: monoatomic anion transmembrane transport. The record is from RefSeq and is a predicted model, not a curated record. NCBI's taxonomy places the organism in Eukaryota, Metazoa, Arthropoda, Insecta, Hymenoptera, Formicidae. Gene Ontology annotation, cellular component: mitochondrial outer membrane.